Messenger RNA from Nylanderia fulva, 1054 nucleotides. Its product is annotated as allergen Tha p 1-like. Lineage: Eukaryota; Metazoa; Arthropoda; Insecta; Hymenoptera; Formicidae. The record is from RefSeq and is a predicted model, not a curated record.
ACAUAGAUAUCAAUCUGAAAUCAGAGAUCAUGAUAAGAAACAGUAUAAAUAUAUAUAAGUUAUAUCGUUUUGAAUCAUCGUCACGUUUUAUGUCAGAACAUUCUAUACGUGACAUGACGAAUAAAUUGAUUCCGCGUUUUUUGCAGAUUGCGCAUAAUUCAGCAUACAUAUUAAAUAUCUGUACUAAGUUGUAUAUGUAUAAGUUCACGUUUUGUAUGCUAAUUGAAUUAACCCAGAUAAAUUAACGAUAACAAGUAUAAUGUGUAUUGUUGAAAAAAACUUGAUAAAAAGCCUCUCUUUUCCCCGAAAAGUCCAAUAUGUUCAUACACGCUGACAUUAGCAUAUCUUAUAAAAAUUGUGCAGUUACGUGAGAACAUUAAAGUUCGGCCAAGUAAAUUUUUAAAAAACUUUUAGGAAUAACAGAUUGCUGCGAGGAAAGGAUCAGAAGAGAGAUGGAACUCACGUUCAUAUUGCUAUCCAGUUUCAUGUUUUCUGGACUCGUUUUAGGGAUGGAAGGGACUUAUUCGACUAUGUAUGAUAAUGUGGACGUAAAUGCAAUUCUUCAAAGCGAUCGUCUUCUAAAUCAAUAUAUGGAUUGCGCUCUUGAUAGAGGUCCCUGCACCGCCGAUGCACGCAGUCUUAAACGUGCGCUUCCAGAAGCGGUAUCCACAAUUUGCGAAAAAUGCAAUUCAAAGCAAAAACAAGCAGCAAAAAAAAUAGGCAAUCAUUUGAAAAAUUAUAGACCAGAUCUCUGGACGGACUUUCUUGGAAAAUUUGAUCCUGAGGGAGAGUAUGUUGCAAAUUUCGAAAAAUUUCUAGCACAAGUAGAGGAAUAAUGUUUGCUUUAUUGAUUUUUUUAUCAAUAAAUCGAAAUUAUAUAUGUACAUGAAACGCAUACAUGUGAUAAAUAUACAUAUAUGUGAUAUUGUAAACUUUUGUUUAAGUAUUUUCGUCUAUUUCCGAAAUAAGUUUCUUAGAACAUUUUACUAAUAAGCUUAUAAAAAAUAUACACAUAUUGCAAUUUAAUAAAGUACAGAUGCGAUUAUCAUCUUAA